Messenger RNA from Pantherophis guttatus, 2554 nucleotides. It is a transcript of the gene BAALC, whose product is annotated as BAALC binder of MAP3K1 and KLF4. Gene Ontology annotation, cellular component: cytoplasm. Lineage: Eukaryota; Metazoa; Chordata; Lepidosauria; Squamata; Colubridae. The record is from RefSeq and is a predicted model, not a curated record.
GGAGCUGCUGCUGCUGCUGCUGCUGCUGCUGCUGCGCGGGGCCGGGAUGGGCUGCGGCGGGAGCCGCGCCGAUGCCAUCGAGCCGCGCUAUUACGAGAGCUGGACCAGGGAGACGGAGUCCACUUGGCUGACCAACACGGACGCCGCCGAGCCUCAGCAGCAGCCGCUGCCCGCCGCCGGCCCGGAGAGCGGCGACGCCGACGCCGGCCUGAAGAGCCCCGGACUUUUAGAGGACAGCAAAUCAACCCAGACCUGCAUGGCAAAAUCUUCAAUUUCAAGUGGCACGGCUAUUCCUGAAAAAAGAGCUCAUUGUGCUACACAGUGUACAAAAUUAUCAACUCACACCACUGGAAAUGCAGCCCAGAAGCCACAAAAUAGCUUUAAAACCUCAGAGGUUAAAUGGGACAAAAAAAGAGCUACAAAAGAAGUUAGUAGUAACACUGCCAAAACAGACAAAUACAAACAAAUAAAUAGCAACAGAAGAGUCGCAAAGAACGGUAUCAAUUAAGGAAGCACUGAAAAAAGGUGAAUGAAUUCUGCAAUAUCUUGCUGCACUUUACCUGACUGCAUAAUGCAGGGAUCUGGAAUUUCAACGCUGAUGUUAUGCUGAAUGUGGCGGACAACUGAUGCUGAGUGCCUUUGGAAAAACGAUGGACUUUUAUUAGCUCUGCAGUUCUGUCAGCACUGGAAGCUUGAAUACUUUUUCUUGUCCUGUACUUGAUGAGCUUGGCCAUCAAUUAGGAAGUAACUGGUUUGAUUUUUACUUUGCCACUAGCUAAGUAACUAACUCAUGGUAACUUAAGUUAAUUUCCUAUGAAGAAAAAUAUAAAUCAAAUGAUCCAGGGACGCUAGAAAAACUUCUCAGAAAUUAGGGCUAGUGUGGACUCUUAAGAGACCACAAAGACAAAAUUUUUCCCAGGAUGAUCCUGGCCUGGUUCUUCAGCUCUUCUGAUGGUGCACAGUUAUCAUCUAGAUUAAUUCAAUUUUAAUAUUAAAUGUUUAUUAUCUGAAACCAAAAUGUGAUCACAGCAAUCGCUGUAUGCAAAAUAGCACCCCUCGUGAUCCUGUCAUUAAUGUGCUGAUAUACCACAAGAGAGUUCUACUGUACUAUGACAGAUAACUUGCUGCUACCUAAAAUAGAUGGCUCAAAAUUGUGUCACUGUAAAUAACUGUGUGACAGGUGUAAAACAUUUAAGAAUGCAGUAUCCUGCUUGGCCAUAUAGGAAGCUUGCACUGGGUUGUUGUGCUAUAAUAGUUAAUACUCAUUUUUCGGGAAAAUCAAUUCCCUCUGCCAAUGUGCCACAAUGUGGCGUGUGCACCACACAGUGUGCCACACAGGACAGGCCUAAUUCAACUGUCAGUCUCAUUGGCAGCUGUCUAAAACCACAAGUGAUUCGUUUUCAAGAAUAAUUCUCACAAAGUUCCCUGGCAUGAAAUGAAAAGGAAGAAUUGCAACAAACUGUGAAUUAUAUUCAAAGUUGAAAUAACCUGUAUCCACCAAUAUUGGGGCGGACGUUUUCUGAUUUUCUAACCAUUUUUCUAUGGUUCAGAAAGCAGGUGCUCUCUGCAUUGAUAACGAGGAAAAUUUCAUCUGACCGUGUGAUCAAAGCUCAGCUUUGAUAUUAUUUUGAUAACAAAAAGCCUGACUGAAAGUCUUGAGUUUCACAUUGGCACAUUUAUUCCUGCUGAAAAUCAUGCUGCUAUAAAAUAGUAAAAUUAUGCCAAAUGCAUUGUUUAUUUAUUUGUUGUUUUUGUAAGACUACACAAUUCAAAAAGAACUCAAGAGUGCCAUAUAGCAGUGACAUGGUUUCGUGUGCUGCUUGCAUUCCGUGGAUAGGGCUUCACUUGUUUGUGCAGCCUGGUUUCUGGCAUGCCUCGGAGUGGUGCCAGUCCACGGACGGGGGGUUGGGGACUCCUGCCAUAUGGGAUUUAAAACAGAUUUUAAAAAUUGACUAAAUAUGACAAUAUAGAAAGAUAGUUUGAUUUCACUUGAAGGGCAACUGAUGUAAAGUUCAAAAUGCUUAAUAGUGAUAGAAGAUAUUUUUGAUGGUCACAGCACGAAAAAGUAAGUUUUAGGAUGAAAUUACAUGUGACAGUGUGAGGGAAGUGCAUAUUUGUUCAUGAAUUUCCAUUUUUCACAUUUGCAUAAUAUACACUUCCCCAAAUGUUUAAUUCCUGCCCUUGUGGUAAAAAUCCUUUUUAACGCACUGUACACUUAAUAAGAGCUUCAAAUAGAGGGGUGGGGUGGAGAAUUAUCCCUUGAUUGUGUCUUUUCAAAAGAGAAAAAAUGUAUAUACUAUAUUCGAGUCUCUAAUUUCAAUGGAGAAGCAGAGCUGUUUUACAGCAAGGCUAAAUUUUCCAAGCAGAAGUCUAAUCUAUAAAUUAAUAAAAUAUAAAUCAGUAAACAAAUUAAGUGACCAGAUUACUGGAGAGAAUCAAAGCUGAACAAUUAUCAAUGUAUUGAAUGAGAACCUUAAUUAACACAGAAGAGAGACGUUUUGGAAAUGUAACUAGAAAAAUGUGAACUAUUAAAAGAAAUUGCUUGAUACAGAAA